UUUCGAGACUUGUUCGGUUGCGUCUUUWCUUGUUUGUUUUGGCGUUAUUCAUAUUCAGUCACAAUAGUCAAUAGUUCAAUACUUCAACAGUCAGCACUCACUACUCACAUAUUCACGUGUCUUACAGACUAUAGUUGCAUUUAGACAAUCUUGUCAUCUUAAUUCUCUAUCUCUCUGCUGUUGUGCUGUUACACGUGGUCUAUCCUCAAUUUUUGCUUGCCCGUCGAUAUAAUUGUUAAUUAAUUAAUUUUGACGACACUCUUAAGUCAAUCACGCGAUCUCCAACCAUGAAACUGUUGACGCACAAUAUGCUAUCGUCCAAGAAUCUAGAAGGAGGCACUGUGGGAUAUCCGUUUCGCAUUGUCGCUAAAGACAUCAGGAUAUCUCAUUCUGAGUUCAACAAGAAUUUUUUACAGAGAUUGAUUCCGAAAAUUAAUUGGAUAGUUUUUGUUAACGCAGCUAAGCAAAUUGGAUUAGGCAAAGACCUGUCUGAUAAGUUAAUUGAUAACUUUGRAAAUGAUGAAGAGUUCCUCAAAAAAGUUCACCAUUUACUCUUGGAAGUAGAUAUUAUAAAUGGUAUACUCAUAUGUCCAGCAACAAAUAGAGAGUUCCCAAUAUCAGSUGGUGUACCUAACUUACUGUAAAGAUGAAAUUAAGUAUUAGUAUACAUGACAUUUAACGAAUUCCURUACUUUUAAAUCUUACAUUUAUUCUUUUUUAUAAUUUAAUAAAAAAUGUAUUUAACCUGAUU
This is a messenger RNA of Diuraphis noxia (Russian wheat aphid), 751 nucleotides long. Its product is annotated as multifunctional methyltransferase subunit TRM112-like protein. Gene Ontology annotation, biological process: tRNA methylation; peptidyl-glutamine methylation; rRNA (guanine-N7)-methylation. Gene Ontology annotation, molecular function: protein heterodimerization activity. Lineage: Eukaryota; Metazoa; Arthropoda; Insecta; Hemiptera; Aphididae. The record is from RefSeq and is a predicted model, not a curated record.